UCGAAAGAAGUCAUUCAUUUAUCCGUGGACCGUUUGGCAUAGGCGUUUGCAAUGGCGCUCAGGUUCCAAUGCUGUUGAUCUUGGCCCCCAAUUGCCUGUGCUGCCACCAUGGCAGAAUGCGGUCUGCUCGCAAGGAUUGGCAGCGGUAGGCUCGAGACGGCAGUCGGCUCUUGGCAGCAAAGCUCCAGCAACCGAUACCAAAAUUGUGUCAAGGACGCAGGAGUGGUGGCCAAUGUCUGCUUGCUGAAAGCCAGGCCCUCUGCGCGCCUCCGCAAGUCCUAUGUUUCAACACACAUUGCACAGCCUUCAUCACUUUCUCAAACUCAUCAUUCUCAAGCCUCUCGUGUGACCACUUUUCCCAUCAGACCCCGUUUUAGCAGCAGACAACAGCCGGGCGGCUCGCAUCUGCUCUCGUCUCUCUUCUCUCCCAUGCGCCCGACAUCGCUGUCCGCAAACUCCCCUGAAACAGCAACCUCUAGCAGCGGCAGGAGCUCCCCCCAAAUGGCGGCUGACAUCAGCGCCAGUGCCGAGCCCUCGAUCGCCUCCCGGUGGUCCUGGCGCGCUACGCCCCAGAAAAGCGAGAGCCUCUUCAGGGAGUGGCCGGAGACACCCCCCGGGGGGUGCCACCUAUGCGCCCCCCUGACCGCGAAAACCGUCUCCGAAAUGGUGGCGCAAAUGUACGAAGCAAAGGUCGCGGGGGCCACGAUUGUUGAGGUCCGGAUCGAUCACCUGUACGGAUGGUUGCUUGCGCCCCCCCGUUCCGGUGAGCCCAAAAUGAAGGAAGAUUUGAAACAGCUUUUGGAGAACCGCCCGCUGCCGGUUAUCUUUACCUACCGGCCGAAGUGGGAGGGGGGGCAGUACGAGGGGGACGAGUUGGAUAGGCUACGGGUGAUCUGGGAUGCUAUGGAUAUGGAUGUGGAUUACGUGGAUAUCGAGCUGGGGGGAAUCCAAAAGGAUAUUGAGAAGGAGGCGUAUAAGUAUGUGUACGACAGCUACUACCCGGACCUGAAGCUGCCCAAGGUGCGGCGGAUGGACAUGACGCACAAGUACGACGUUGGGUUCGAGCCAGCCGCUGCGCUUUUGGCGGGGGCGCCCCCCAACAGCCGAACGAAGAUCAUCAUCUCGUCACACAACUACAAGCGGACGCCGGACCUGUCCGAGCUGCGGGAGAUCGUCCGAAAGAUGAUGGAACUGGGCGCGGAUGUCGUCAAGAUUGCCACGACGGCCACGGAUAUUGGGGACAACAUCAAGCUGUUCCAAAUACUGAAGGAAGCCCAGGUCCUGACGAUUGCUCUCGCGAUGGGCCCGAAAGGUCUUCUCAGCCGCGUGCUCGCGCCCAAGUUCGGCGCCUUCCUGACGUUUGGAACGCUGGCAGCGGGGCUCGAGUCUGCCCCGGGCCAGCCCACAAUCACCGACCUCACGCAGACCUACCACUUAGACCAGCAGAGCAAGGAGACUAAGGUUUUCGGAGUGGUGGGCAACCCGGUCGCCCAGAGCAAGGGCCCCCUCGUCCACAACGCCGCGUUCCAGCUGGCGGGCGUCGACGCCGUUUACGUCUCAUACCUAGUUGACGACAUGCGGACGUUCCUGGCGGACUUUGCGGCGCCCGACUUCGCAGGGUUUAGCGUCACCAUCCCCCACAAGCAGGCGGCGCUCGAGGCGGCUGACGUCAGGGACCCCCUUGCUGAGACCAUCGGAGCGGCCAACACGCUCGUCCGGCAAAAGGACGGGACGCUGGCGGCUUACAACACGGAUUGCUCGGCAGCGAUCAAAGCGAUCGAGGAGGGGCUGAGGUCACGCUCAGACGUCAGCAAUAAGGAGGACCCGCUGCGGGGUUUGAAGGUUCUGGUCGUGGGCGCGGGGGGUGCAGGGCGCGCGCUCGCGUUUGGAGCCAAGGACAAAGGGGCGGAGGUGAUGAUUGCGAACAGAACGGACGCGAAAGCGGAGGAGCUCGCUUUUGCCGCGGGCGCCCAUUUCGUCCCGUGGGCGUCCCUCCAGUCUAGCUCCGUCCGCGCGGCGGACGUCCUGGCCAACACGACGUCCGUAGGCAUGCAGCCCAACGUGUCCGAAACCCCGGUGCCCCGGGCGGCGCUCGGGGGAUAUAAGGCGGUUUUCGACGCGGUUUACACGCCCAUGGAAACGCAGCUCCUGAAAGACGCGCGCGCAGAGGGCGCGACGCCGGUUUCCGGGGUGGAGAUGUUUGUGGGUCAGGCGGCGGACCAGUUUGAGCUGUUUACGGGAGGACCAGCGCCGCGACAGGUGAUGAGAGACCUGCUGCUCGACAGUCUGGCCAAACCGGCCCUGCCCUCCGCCCCCGGCCCCAAACCCGUCCCAAAACCCAAGUGGCUAACCCAGCUCGAGAAAGAGGGGGUUGUGGACCUCUCCCCGCCCCCCGAGCCGUCCGAUUCGGACCGCCUGGUCCAGAUGAUCGUGUCCGAAACGCGGCCCACUUCAAAGAGUGACACGUGGGCGGACCAAAACGAGUUCGUCGUGAAAGAGGUUCCGUACUGGUAUAAGAAGAAGGUGAUGGAGGAGACGGAGAGACUGAUUCUCGAGUACGGCCCUGACGACGACCAGGAGCUGCCGCCCAGGCCGGAAGUGAUGGAGGCCGCUGCGAGAAUUGGUAUCGACCCCGAGAUUGCUAAGAAGAUUCGGACGUUGCCGAAGUUGCGACAACUGGUGCGGGAGGGGCUGUCUAACAUGGAGACGUACUUGUAAUUGGAGGGCCAAAAGUUAGAGUCGAUCGGAAACGAACAAAGUCACAAGAGCUGCGAUUGGCACGGAAUGCUAGCAACUUUUGUAUAACCCGUGCAUAUAAUCUGGCCGCAUGUGAGAUUGGUUCAAUGCAUAAGUAUCAGCGAAGCUUGCAUCCCAUGUAUCUUUAUGGCAG
Klebsormidium nitens is the source of this 2890-nucleotide messenger RNA. Lineage: Eukaryota; Viridiplantae; Streptophyta; Klebsormidiophyceae; Klebsormidiales; Klebsormidiaceae. The record is from the annotation of a GenBank genome assembly.